Messenger RNA from Octodon degus (degu), 264 nucleotides. RefSeq names its product serine protease inhibitor Kazal-type 6. Gene Ontology annotation, molecular function: protein binding; serine-type endopeptidase inhibitor activity. Lineage: Eukaryota; Metazoa; Chordata; Mammalia; Rodentia; Octodontidae. The transcript has 4 exons. Bases 22 to 264 code for a protein of 80 amino acids. The record is from RefSeq and is a predicted model, not a curated record.
UCGAGUGAGCUAACUGUCACCAUGAAAAUAUCAGGUGUCUUUCUGCUCCUCUCUCUAGCUCUUUUCUGCUUUUUUCCAGGUGUCUUCACUCAAGGCAAACAGGUUGACUGCAGUGUGUUCAAUGACCCCAAGUUCUUCUGCACUCGAGAAUCAAACCCACACUGUGGUUCUGAUGGCAAGACAUAUGGCAAUAAAUGUGCCCUCUGUAAGGCUAUGGCGAAAAGCGAUGGGAAGAUCAGCCUAAAGCAUCUUGGAAAAUGCUGA